AAAAACUCAACCUGUUCACCAACACAGCAAGAUCACGCAUAUCUAAUUUAAAUAAAACAUUAAAUAAACCAUUAUUCAAGAAGAGUAUAUAUAUUUCUUAUAUACUCCUCAGCAAAGCUGUCCAUCACAAUAUGGCAUUUAGCGUAAUGCAUGCAGCUUGUUGAACUGCUGGACAGAACAAAAAAAAGCAGAAAAACUAAAAGCUGAAACCCGACAUCUCAGAGUUUUCCUCAUUUCGGGGAUUAACAAACUCAGAGUUUCAACGAAACCUCCUUCUUGAAACGGGCCCCAGAUGUGGCUAAAACGUGUGUUCGUCUGGUCAAGUGUUAUGAGUCAGCUGAGAGGACUGAAUCAAUCCAGAGAUGAUCCCCUUGUCUAGAGUCAAUUACACAUUUGUUUAUCAUUGACAGGUGUUUGAGAGGUAAGUUUGAUGCUACAUUAGGCUAUACAGGUAAAUGAAAUUAAAUAAAAAACACAAUUAAUUCAACUUCCAAACCGUAUCUCUUUGUAUCACCUAAGUCACCGAUUAAACGCAUUACAGCUUUUGGCCGUGAACGCACCUCCUCGCCGCGUUGUUACCAUAGCAACAGCCAGCUCCGUUGGUAGCUUUGCAGGUAGCUAGCUUUUCUACUCACUAUAACCAAGAGAAAAACAGCGACAUCAAACAUGAUCUUUGUGUCGUCCGGGGACUUGGAGGCCAUUGUUCACAAUCUGGAAAGCGAAUAUGACAGAGAGGAGAUACUUGACAAGAAAGACGAAGUUGGGCGGAAAGUCCUGGCAGUCGCCGCCAUGCUGGGAAGGAGUGCCAUCGUCCGGGAGCUGGUCCGACACGGAGCCCAGGUCAACGAGCAAACCGUGAGGGGUUACUCGUCUCUGCACUUCGCUGCCUGUUGGGGCCACGUGGACACAGUGAGGACUCUGCUUGAACUCGGAGCCAGCACAGAAACCUGGACCUUCCGACGGGAGAGACCCGUAGAUCUGGCCAGGAAAUACUCCAAGGCAGACUGCGUUGACUGUCUCGCCCUGGCAGGUGCUAAACAGGACCUGGUGUCAUACAUUGCAUUCAUUAAAGACAUGGUUUCUGAAUCAGCUGGACAAAUCACAACAGUGGAGAAGAACCUGUGUGUGGAGCUGUGCGCUGCCAAGUCAGACUGGAUUCAGAGUUUUAAAAACCCCACUGUGCUGCACUUCACAGCUCAAAGGAAAGAAAUUGAGGACAAAUUACAGUCCAUUCUCAACAAGUUGUCAGCUCAGUCAGCAAACCCAUCAAGCGGGUGAACAUUUCUAUACUUCUUGUGUUUCAGUAAAUACAUCUUGAAUUGUUUAGAAAUUGUUUGUGUUUUCCUUUUAGAAAAUGCAGCUCUAUGACAUUUAUCAGCGUUUUAUUAGUAUGAUCCUGUGCUUGUGAAUGAAAGAAUAAAACUCAUGAUACUGGGAACAUCUUUUUUAUUGUUAAACAAUCCUACCUGUCAUACAGUGCACCUAUCGCCCACUAAGCAACUCAACAGCUGACCGUUCAGUCACAUCAGAACAGAAAGUGUUCUUCAUAAGACGCACAAAAGCUUCCUUAACCUCGUUUCCCUCCACAUGUAGUCACACUCCCACCCUCAAAACGUAAACCUAGCCUCUUCGACGAAAGCCUCCAGAGAUCUGACAUCAUCUCCAGUCUGUGGCAGAACACGGUGUAAAACCAUCAAACCCCUGAAACUCUACACAGUUUUUAUUUCUAGAAGGUUUAACAACAAAAGAGCAAAAAGAACCAUCAGGUCACUUGUAUCUUUUACGAAGUGACAUGAGUUAUUUUACACACACUUGUAUUUUAAUUAUUCUAACUCUAUGCCAGUGUUUGAGUUCACCCCCCCCCCCAAAAAAUGGCUGUAGAAAUACUUAAAGCACUGGCAUUUGCACAACACAGUACAGAAAAACA
Molecule: messenger RNA, 1927 nt
Organism: Betta splendens (Siamese fighting fish)
Lineage: Eukaryota; Metazoa; Chordata; Actinopteri; Anabantiformes; Osphronemidae
Gene: ankrd45
Product: ankyrin repeat domain 45
Exons: 5
Coding region: 667-1278 (203 amino acids)
Molecular function (GO): protein binding
Source: RefSeq, a predicted model, not a curated record